Cuscuta campestris is the source of this 1256-nucleotide messenger RNA. The record is from the annotation of a GenBank genome assembly. NCBI's taxonomy places the organism in Eukaryota, Viridiplantae, Streptophyta, Magnoliopsida, Solanales, Convolvulaceae.
AGCAGCAAGAAGGAGGUGAGAAGUCUGGAAAACCGAAGGCAAAAGGCAAGGAUCGCACCAAAGUACAAUGCUUCAGGUGUGAUCAAUAUGGGCACUUUGCCUCAAGUUGCCCACAACGCAAGAUAAAACAAGGCGAGGUACAUCUGACCGAGGCAAACGAAAACGACCAGCAACUCUUCAUGGUGAGAAGCAUUCAAGAAACUGUGUUCUUGAAUGAAGAUAAAGUGAUACCAAAUCAGUACCCGACUGAAGGGGACAUAUGGUACCUAGACAAUGUCAAUGUGGACCAGCCCGAUGCAGAAGAGAAUGGAGUUCAACCUGGGUCGAGAGACACGAAUGGGCCCAAUAAUCUUAUAGACACUUCAGCUGCUAAACCCAUUACAGUAUCAGUUUCAAAUAGCUCGCAGGAUGAUCCAGGUGAAACCGAAAGCUUGCCAAAGACACAUAUCAGGAGGUCCACCCGACAAAAGCAACCACCGGCUAAAUACAACGACUAUCCGGAGAUGAUGAACGACGACCGGUACAGCAGUAACCUCGUCGACCUGUCCCGUUACUUUCUGUUUGAGGCCACCGGGGACUCCUCGGAGGCCAAAUCGUCCGUUCUGGACCAGGAUUCGGCUUUGGAGAACGACGACGCCCUGUCUUACAGCGGCCGCCGCAGCGCCAUCGCCGGCGACCGAAAAGGGGACGGUUGUCCUCCGGAGCUUGCUGACGAUGCGUGCUCGACGCGUUUAGGGUGCGAGGAAAAUGGUCACAUUUAUUAUAUCACGCCGGACGAGGAGGACGAUGAAGGGGAAGAAGUAAAUCAACGGUGGAUAACGACGGCGGAGAGGGGCAAGAAGGUGGCGAUGAGGCAGGAGAGCAAGAUCUGGCCGUUGAGAACUGCAGGGGGGAGAAAUGAUCGGACGGCUAAGAUGGAAGAAGCUAGCGUUUGUAACUUAGAGAAGAUUGGUGAAAAGGAGAGGGAUAGGCUCUUCUGGGAAGCUUGUUUAUCUUCCUAAUUCCUAAUUAUUUCAAACUCAAUUGGUGAAGUUUACAUGGAGAAAACUCUGACGUUUUCAAAGUAAUCUACGAGGAGUUUUCAAAAUAAUCUUCACCAUUAAAAUUUUGUCCAAAACGCUAACGCUCUACAAUAUUCUCAAACAGGCCAUGCAUGUAACUCGCUCCUCCACUAAAAUUGAACGAGAAUCGUGCACUGGCCCAUGUCUUGGAUGAAACACUUCGGGUGCGCUAUUUAUUAAAUGAGCCCUGAGUGU